GAAAAAAAGAGAGAGAAAAAAGGGGUCUGCUUCUUCUUCAUCGCCGUCUCUGUGCGGCCGGCCGAGAGUGCUUAUCUUCCUCUUCUAAACAUGUCGGAGGAAGAGGUAGCGAUGGAAGUAGAAGCUGUAGAAGCAGUUUACAGCGAAGACUGCUUCAUAUUGAAUUCAUAUCCUCCUCAUCUUCACCUCCAUAUCAAACCCCGUACCGCCGAGAUCUCUUCUCAGCAGUUUGUGGAAGCGGUUCUGAGAAUCCAAGCAGGUUCUAAGUACCCAGAUGAACCACCUCGAAUUAGUCUGAUUGAAUCCAAGGGUCUUGAUGAGCAAAGGCAAAAGCAUUUGAUUGGCAUAGUUCAAGAGAGAGCUUCUGAAUUAUCAUCAUCUUUAAUGCUAGUAGAACUUUGUGAGGAAGCAGUUGAGAGGCUCACGAUUAUGAAUCACCCAGAUGGAGAUUGUCCACUGUGUCUGUAUCCAUUAUUCCCUGAGGAUGAAGGGAGUAAACAAAUGCCAUUUAUGAAGCUGAUGUCUUGUUUUCAUUGUUUUCACUGUGAGUGCAUCAUUAGGUGGUGGAAUUGGCUUCAUGCACAGAAAGAUGCUGAUUCGGAAUCUGGUGAUGCUUCACACACGCGAAGAGGCUCAACUGCUGAACAAGGUAAUUCUGGAUCAGCAGAUGAAAGCUUGGGAAACUGUCCGGUGUGCCGCAAAAUAUUUCAUGCGAGUGAUAUUGAACAUGUUCUUGACUUAGUUGGUACUCAAUCACCUCAACCGGAUUCUGGUUUGAUACAAGGUGAGGAAGAAGAUCCGCUGCUCCAGUCAGAUUCAGAGAACAUCAGAAGAGAGCGAUUUGAGUCUAUUCUAAAGACACAGGAAGAAAAAGGAGGUUUGGUUCAGCCUAAGAAAAACAUAUCGGUUGUGCCUGGUAUGUAUCUUCCUCCGCCAACCCCUGCAUCAUCAUCUCCAAACAAAGAAGAAGAAGCUGGUCAAAGCCAAGAACAAGGAGAAGAAGAACCCAAAGAAGCUGAAUCAGAGACAAACUCUAGCAGCUCAGCCAACAGAAGAGGCCGAGGCAGAGGGAGAGGCCGAGGCCGUGGACAUAAUCCCAACAGAAGGAAACAGACUUUGCAAGAUCCAAGAAAACCGAUGAGGCAAUGGGUGCAGAGAGCAAGAGAAGGUGACAACUAAUAUAUUAUUCGAAUCUUGUAUGAUACAUCAAACCCAGACUCAAACACAAGAGUAUACUAUAUUAACUGGCGGGCGAAAUAAUAUAUUCGGCAAAAUAUCUCUAUUUUACCAACUUGUAAGUUUGUAUGAGCAUGAUGUAUUUGUUUUUGACAAA
Capsella rubella is the source of this 1333-nucleotide messenger RNA. RefSeq names its product E3 ubiquitin-protein ligase RNF25. Lineage: Eukaryota; Viridiplantae; Streptophyta; Magnoliopsida; Brassicales; Brassicaceae. Gene Ontology annotation, cellular component: nucleus. The record is from RefSeq and is a predicted model, not a curated record. The coding region runs from base 91 to 1179 and encodes 362 amino acids. Gene Ontology annotation, biological process: protein ubiquitination. Gene Ontology annotation, molecular function: ubiquitin protein ligase activity; protein binding. The transcript has 7 exons.